Molecule: messenger RNA, 312 nt
Organism: Ilex paraguariensis (yerba mate)
Lineage: Eukaryota; Viridiplantae; Streptophyta; Magnoliopsida; Aquifoliales; Aquifoliaceae
Source: the annotation of a GenBank genome assembly
AUGACAAAAUACGAUGUAGUCUUUCAUGGCUUUGUCGCAAGAUUGACAAAUAAAGAAGCUAAAAAGUUCACCAAAGUGCCGGGAGUUUUGGCUAUUUUAGCAGACAAGGUCGCAGUAAAGUUAGACACUACCCGUUCCCUAGAAUUUCAUGGUCUGAAUUUGGACUAUGGCCCGUGGCCAGAGACCAACUUUGGUGAGAAUGGUAUAAUUGGCCUAGUGGAUUCUGGAAUUUUGCCAGAGAGUGAUAGCUUGAAUGACAUUGUGAUUCGGCCAAUACCCUCUAGGUGGAAAGGUGCAUGUGAACAGGACUGA